UUUCAUGGUAGUAAAGUGAAAAUAAUCAAAACAAUCAAUAAAUAUUCUAUUUACGGGUUUAUUUUAUUUUUGUAGUUUCUAAGUAAAAAAGCUAGAUAAAUUAUUUUCUUGUCAAAUUUGUAAGAUCUUUAACAAGUGUUCAAUAGUACAUUUUUGUAGUAAUCAUUCCGCGUUUAUAAACGUGUAGGUAGUGAUUUUUACAUCACAUAGUCAUCAAAUUUGAUAAGUAAUAAUCAUGCAUGAGGCUUAUGAAGUGUCGUCGUUGUUAACUGUUACUGUACAAAUCGAAGCUAUAGCUGCUUAUGAUGGAAACUUACUCUUGGGGACAAGGCAAGGGCACUUGUUAAUGUAUUCAUUGUCAAAUACUAACAAUGGAAAUCAAAGUCAAGGAAAAUAUUCUUUGCAGCUGUUAAGAUAUUGUAAGAAUUUUAGCAAGAAACCUAUUCAACAAAUUGAUGUCAUACCAGAGAAAAAUCUGCUCCUCUGCCUGUCAGACAGUAUUCUCGCGACAUAUGAUAUCAAUGGAGUAAAUUUCCCUUUGAUUGAUACAUUUCAACAAACCAAGGGUGCUUCCCUUUUUGCCUUAGAUAAUAAGUCUACAACAUCAAUUACUGGAGAGUCUAACUCUGUAGUGAGGUUGUGUGUUGCUGUGAGGAGAAAGCUGCAGCUGUAUACUGGCAAGAAUGGGAAAUUUAAACAGCACCUUUUCGAUUUUACAAUGCCUGAUGUGCCCAAAGUUCUGGCUUGGGGUCAAGAGUACAUCUGUGUUGGAUUUAAAUCCGAGUAUACACUCUAUGACCUAUCCUCCGGCAAGGCCAAAGAAUUAUUUCCAGCAGGCAGUUCCAAAUCUUUAGAUCCCACUAUAGCAAAAUAUUCUGAGACAUCAUUUUUACUCGGCCGAGAUCAAACAUCGGUGCUGGUGGAAGAAGCUAAAGAUAUUGAAAUCAAAAAGACUAUCAAAUGGGCUGAACCACCCAUUGGUGUAGUGUGGGACGAGCCAUUUGUGUUAGGUUUACUACAAGAGCAAAUAGUAGUCCAAACUAUAGAACCGCCCCUUUUUAUACAAACCAUUUCUGAGCUAAAUAAAGCAAGACUGAUGUAUAGGUGUAAGCGAGGUUUGAUUUUUGUAUCUUCGGUUGGGCAGGUAUGGUGCCUUAGCUCCGUGGACAUCACCAAGCAAAGAAACCAGUUGCUGAAGGACAAACAGUUCCAAAUUGCUAUUGAUUUAACAAAUUUAUCGGAAUGUUCAAAAGAAGAGAAAGAAGCGUCGAUACAAUCCAUACUGUCCCUAUACGCGCACGAGCUGUUUGAUAUCAAAGAGUAUUCCAAAUCUAUGAAUGAGUUUUUAAAGCUCAACACAAACCCAGCGGAAGUGAUAGCGUUGUUUCCAGAUUUGGACGGGAAGUCAGAGUCCAAGCAUAAACUGAAGGGGAAAGAUUUGGAGAAUGCUUUGAAGGCGUUGAUUGAGUAUUUGCUAGUGUUGAGGAGACGUUUUGGCGGGAGUGCGAAGAUUGAAGAUGCCAGCGAAGACGGGAGCAAGAGGCUGUCGCAGGCGGGGGGGAGUAGGGAGGAGGCGGGGUCGGGGGCGGUGGUCAAUGUGCAGCAGCAGUUGGAGCUCAUUGAUACCACUUUGUUGAAGUGCUACUUGCAGACCAACGAUGCCUUCGUGGCGUCUCUUCUCCGCUUGAACAACUGUCGCCUGGAGGACGCGGAGAAGACGUUACUCCAACACGGCAAAUACAGCGAACUCAUCAUCCUGUACCAGACGAAGGGUCAGCACACUAAAGCGCUUCAGCUGCUGAGGGAGCAAGCGAAACAGCCGGAUUCCAGUUUGAAGGGAUACUCUAGAACUAAAAAUUAUUUACAGAAUCUUGGUGCUGAACACAUAAACCUAAUAUUCAAAUUCUCCGACUGGAUCCUCAAAGAACACCCAGAAGAAGGACUGAAAAUUUUUACAGAAGACAAAAUAGAAGUAGAGAAUCUGCCCCGUCCAAAAAUACUAGAUUUCCUACUCCGAGAGCAUGAGGCACUAGUCAUACCUUAUCUAGAACAUGUCAUACACACGUGGAAUGAUACUAAUUCAAUAUUCCAUGACGCGCUGAUUAGUAUGUAUCGAGAGAAAAUAACAACUAAAAAGGCAAACUUGACUGAAGAAGAAUUGCAGCACACGAAAUCGAAAUUGAUUUCGUUUUUGGAGAAAUCGAUACAUUAUACUCCCGAAAGGGUUAUUUUACAUUUUCCCAAUGAUGGCCUAUUUGAAGAAAGGGCUAUAAUUUUGGGGAAACUUGGCAGACACGAGCAAGCCCUCGCCAUUUAUGUCCAAAUUCUAGGCGACGUACAGCGUGCAAUACGAUACUGCGAGAACAUAUGCCUAAGCUCAAAGAAUAAGAAUCAAGACGUCUAUGUGAUUCUAAUGAAUAUAUUGGUGAAUCCGGAACAAAGUGGCGUCUUGAGUGGGCCUCUAGCGAAGGUGCCGCGACACCCCGACACGGCCAAACCGGAUCUUGAAACUGCUUUGAAUAUUCUAGAAAAACAUGGCGAUAAUAUUUCUGUGCUCAAGGCGCUGGCAGUGUUGCCCGACGCCGUGCCGCUGACGCGGCUGAAGAGUUUCCUGGAGUGCGCGCUGGACGGCCAGCUGGCGCUCAAGCGCCGCACCCAGGUGCUCAAGGGGCUGCUGUACGCUGAGCAUAUGCAGGUACAAGAGCAAAAGCAUCACCACGAAUCAAAGAGCGUGAUGAUCACAGACUACAACGUGUGUCCAGUUUGCAAGAAGCGUUUCGGCAAUCAGAGCGCCUUCGUGAGGUAUCCCAACGGAGACAUCGUACAUUACUCGUGUAGACUCGACAAGUAGUUAGCUAAGCAUCAGUAUACUAAAGUCUGAAAUACUUGAGGAAUCAAAUCAAAAUCAAAACAUUAAUUCAGAAAUUAGUCCUUCACGGGCGCUUUUUCACGUCAUAUUCUAAAUUAAAUGAUAUUUACCAACGCUACAAACUACUAAGUAAAACUAAAAAACUACAAAAAACUAAGGAAGAUUGUCAAACAGUGGUAAGAUGCUGUACAUUGGGUACAUUAUUUAUGUUUAGUUUCAAGUUAAUAUGAAUACUUAAAGUAGUCGAUAGUCGCGUCCAUUGUUACCCUGUAUAAACUAAACUUCACAAAUAAGCCAUACUAAAUGUGGCCUCCCGAGUUUCGCAAUUAAUGGCUCUGUCUACACCAUAAGAUAUAAAAACGUGAAACUGUAUCUUAUAAAAAGCUAACGAAUACUUGGUAAGUAUUUUCCAGUUUAAAUAUAUUUUUCUCUAAUCUAUUUUUGUAAUUUAUUUAACUUGAAAUAGCAAAAACAUAUUAGGUUAAACAAGAAUGUGUUAUUAUUGCCGGAUGGUUUUACAUCUGUACUUGGAAAUCAGAUUAGUAUCUAGUAGAUACUUUGUAGAUCUUCCAUAUAACUAGUAAAUACAUAAGUUGUAAAAAAUCUUUAAAUUGGCUAUUUGAUUGGGUGAGAAAUAAAACGCAUAAAGGUUAUGUAUUACAUACGUACGAUUUAUUUUUUUAUCCUCAUUAAAGUAGGUAUCUGAUAGGGUGGCUUUUGACACCGAAAAUCUCUGUCAAAUAAAUUACAAACUUAAUUUGUUUUUGACAUUAGAAAAUAUCUGUUUCUACCACAGAAUUAGUAGGUACUCCGUUGUAUUAAAUUAUUAUUAUUCAAUCCAUGGUUUCUACUGAAAAAUAGCAAGUUAAUUGUUCUGUAGCUUUUUAAUUGUUAUUAGGUAAAGGUAUUUUUCAAAUUCAGGUAGCCGCUCAUUAUAAAUGUUUGUAUUUUAGUUGAUAUUUUACAUGUAUGAGUAGCUAUGCGUAAAAUAUUUUGUAAUAAUUAAUUACUGUGUAUAAGCUGUGGCUUUGACAGUCGUUGUACAGGUGAAUUUGUAAAGAUAUAGACUGUGUGAUAUUCUCGUCUAGCUAUUCUGUGUAUACCUAAGUUAUAAUGAUUGUAAUCGAUGUAUAAAUGAACUAUUAUAGAAAAAUUAUUUGAAA
Messenger RNA from Plodia interpunctella (Indianmeal moth), 4032 nucleotides. RefSeq names its product Vacuolar protein sorting 39 (gene Vps39). The record is from RefSeq and is a predicted model, not a curated record. NCBI's taxonomy places the organism in Eukaryota, Metazoa, Arthropoda, Insecta, Lepidoptera, Pyralidae. Gene Ontology annotation, molecular function: protein binding. The coding region runs from base 236 to 2851 and encodes 871 amino acids. The transcript is spliced from 13 exons. Gene Ontology annotation, cellular component: cytoplasm; membrane. Gene Ontology annotation, biological process: intracellular protein transport; endosomal vesicle fusion; autophagy.